Messenger RNA from Spirodela intermedia, 2706 nucleotides. NCBI's taxonomy places the organism in Eukaryota, Viridiplantae, Streptophyta, Magnoliopsida, Alismatales, Araceae. The record is from the annotation of a GenBank genome assembly.
AUGGCUGCGUCCUGCGCCGCCGCUUCUCUCUCCUCCUCCUCCUCCUCCUUCUCCCCGGUGAGCUCGUCCUCUCCGAUCGUAUUUGACAACUUGGCAGCUCCUUCGCUGUGGCAGAGUUGCCGGCGGCUUCCUUUGUCCUGUCACACGACGCGCAGAGCAUCGCCUCUCCUCCGGCUCCACGUUUCCCGUCUAUCGCUUGGGCGAUGCGCCGCUUCCGCUGGCCCGCAACCUCCGCCGCCGGAGGGUCCCUUUCCAGAGGAAUCUAACCGCACCGGAGGAGGUGUCUUUCUCUUCUCUUCUUCCCGCUUCUAUUGACCGCUCAAUUGCCUUAGGUUUAGUUCCCUAUCUGUCUUUCGAUGCGUGGAAGAGUCUCUUCGACGCAGGGAAUUCGUUACGGUUCUAUAUGCUCGCAAAGCGGUUAAAUCUCUGAAUUUCUGUUUUUAAUUUGAUUUCCUUUGUCAUUUAUUCGUUAGCUUGUUAAGGUUUUCUGAAAAUCCCUUUGGAUUACACUUGAACUCUGAUACUUAAUUUGAAACAUAGAAACUUGUGUAACCAUCGACAUGAAACAUAAUCUUUCACAAGUAACUAGCCCUCUAGAACAACUCUAAGAGCUGUUCUGUGCCCGGUUUUCUCAUUCAAGUCUGAAUAAUACUAAAAAAAUAAUUUCCUGGGCCUAGAUGGUGAUAAGGUUAUUUGAAUUUUGAAACGACCAGCUCACGAUGCAUGAUAGUUGGCAGGUUGGAACUAUAAGUAUCAUAAGGAAUCAUCAAUAUAACCCUGAACAAGAAAAACUGCGAGUUGUUACAUAAUCUACCAAGAAGAUGGUUGAAGAGUUCCUUUUCCUCCAAUAGAAGAUGACCUAGUUUCCCUGCUUCUUCUUUCGCAUUACAUUUUUUUGACUUCGUAGCAAGGAACGUACUAAAAAUAUAUAAUCUACCUGACGGAAAUGAACAGAAAGAAUGGCACUGGAAGAAAUCCAUAGAAGCAAUAGAAGAAAGGGUCAGAUGUACAAGAAACUCCUUUGCUAUUGAAUUUCAGUCGACAUAGUUAGCACUAAAAUUUUUGCUCUUUCCUAACUCUUGUGUUUCACACAGAAACCUAUUUUCGUAAUGCUUUGAUUGCUAAACUGAGUUAUUGUAUCGUGAAUCACAAAAUCCUCUGGAAUGUUGCACUUCAAAAUGUCUGUGGCCUACUCUCUACAGCGAUGCCCUGCGAAGUUAUGAUUCAGACAUCAUCUUUUAUUUUUCGCUGAGGCUAAGAUAACAAAUCUUUCAUCAGAUGGAACAAAAUCUCUUGAAGCCAGUCUACAAGUUAAGGUUAAUAUGAUUAUCAGGCAUGUGCUUGAAAAUAUUCACCUUGAAAACUUCCUUUUUUUAUCUACAAUCCGCUGGAGAAGGAAGAAACACAAAAAAAAUACUGAAUUGUAACAUAGUCGUAGAUAUAAACUUAGGAAAUCGAAUUAGCUUUCUUCAAUAUUGAAUUUUUUUCUAAGAGCAAACUAUGAGAAGCUCAAACAAAAACGUACGUAAUGGCCAAAAAAGAUAAAACUGUCGAUAUCUUAAGGCUUGUGUUGUGUGAGAUGCAAUGAUCCAUAAGGAGAGGACCUCUGGGAUAAGAGAAGACGCUUGGUGAUAACGGAGAUAAUGAUAAAAAAAGAUAAAACUGUGGUCAUAAGAAGAGGGUCUCAGAGAAAACCAAACAGGAGAGAGUUAUUGUCAAGCUGCAAGUUAUCAUCAGCUAUAGGUAUUGCUCCCUAGAAAUUGAGUAGAAAGUUUCUCUCAGAGUGACCAGCCCUUCUAUGUUCUACAAAAUGCUGAAAAACCUUAGUGUUUUGUGUAUAACAGCGGAUAUAGGAUCUCUUCUCUUCGCAUGAGGGUCCUUGUCAAGCUCCAAGUUGUCAUCAAGUAACACUCCUUUCCUCCAAGGAAAGUGAGUAGGAAGUUUUUUAUCAGAGUGAGGUUCCCCUCUGUGUUGCACAAGAUGCUGAAACUCUAAAGUUCUUGGUACAAUAGUGGAGAUGGGUUCUCUUUGCAGGAGGCUGUGCCACUUGAUGGGCUUGUGUGCGGAUGAAUUCUACUGUCAGUCUAGGCUGUGUUGGAGUUGAUUGGUUUUUCGGCUGAAAAAUUAAAAUGAGACUAUAAAAAUAUUAUCUUCUCCGUGAAUCGGUGAUAGUCAAGGCUAACUAAUGACUUUAUAUUGGAUCACACUAAUCUUGAUCCAAAUCGACCAUUUAUUAGAUCGAAAUUGUAUGGGUCUGCUAAGUGUGACCAGAAUCUACAGCCUAACGGCUGUUGUUGUACCCAUAGACAAGGCAUGGAUGCGGGCCAGAUCUACUCUUGUAGAAGGCCAAUACUGGCUGGGAAGGGUGUGCCAAAGCUUGGAUCAUGCUACAUUGAACGUUCAAGGAAGUACAGAGAGGGUGAUAUUGGUGGGGAGGGGCGAUGGCUUUGUUCACGAACCAGAAGAUCCACCAUAGAUCACUACUAUGUUGGAUUGGAGGAACCCUUCCUAUUAACUUUCCACUUCUUUUCUUCUCAUUUCUGUAUUUAUUUAUUUCAUGCCCAUUUUGCAGGUCUUCUGGAGGCGUUUUCCAGGUCCCAGGAUGUUCUUCGGGUGUUCUUCGGCGUCCUCUUUUGGAUGUCUUUGUUCUUUUGGUCCUGUGCAUGGGAUGGAAGAAGCAGUAUCGGACCGAACAAGAGAUCUUGA